UUUUGGGCGACUUGUCGCGUGUCCGCGUCCACCCUCUCUCCCUUCCUCGGUUUCGUGGCCCGUUACCCCACCCCGCUACCCGCUUCUCUGCGUGGGCACCUGACGCCGCGGGCGACCCCGACCCCGAGCGGGCUUUGCCGGCCAAUCGGCUCGCCCGCGCCGACCACCGCGUCGGCCGCCGCGCCUCCUCUCCUCGCCGAGAUCACCUGAAAAGGCAAGCGAGGCCAGCCUGAAACCCCACAGAAGCCCGAACCAAAAAAACGAGAGGGCCAUUUCGUCUGCCCGCUCGCGCUCGGUCGCUCUCGCCCACCCCGCGCCCCCAACUCGCCUGCCUUCCACUUCCUCCGCUCUCCCGAUUUCUCCUCCGAUUCCUUCGCCGACCCGUUUCUUCUUGGCAAUUUUUGGUUGCGCGGGCCAUCGCCCCGCCGGCGCCUGGGUACAGCAGCUACAGGACAGGGCCAGGUCCCUCUUCUAGGAGAGGCCUCGCCCGCCGCCUCCCGCCCCGUCUCUACGGGCGCCGCCGUGGCCCGUGGAGCGGAGAUCCAUCCGGACUUGGAUCGGUCUCGUCUCCUGGUUCUCUAUUUGGACGAUAAAUAAUCUGUUGAGACUUACACAAUUGAACUUGGCACCCAGAUAACAGCUAUUGUUCUAUUGCCAGUUCGAGCAAUAUGGGUUGGCUGACCAAGUUUUUUAGAGGCUCAACCCACAAUAUCUCGGAAGGGCAGUAUCACAGCAGGCCUGCAGAAGAUACAGCAUGGAAUGAACCCUCUAGCUCUCCUGUUGUCACUGACAUCUUUUCAGAGUUUAACAAUGAGGAUAUUGACCGUGCUAUAGCACUCUCUCUAUCGGAAGAGGAGCAAAGAAAGGCAAAGACCAUAGAUAAGGAUAUGCAUUUGGAGGAGGAUGAGCAACUUGCAAGAGCUAUCCAGGAAAGUUUGAAUGUUGAAUCACCCCCUCGCAGAAAUGGCAGUGCCAAUGGUGGCACUACAUAUCAUCUGCCUCGCGAAACUGGCAAUGGUGGCAAUGCAUAUCAGCCAUCUCGCGAAAAUGGCAGUGCCAAUGGUGGAAAUGCAUAUCACCCAUUACCAUUUAUGUUCUCAUCCGGAUUCAGAGCGUGCGCUGGAUGUCACAGAGAGAUUGGUCACGGGCGUUUUCUCAGUUGCAUGGGAGCUGUUUGGCAUCCAGAAUGCUUUCGUUGCCAUGCCUGUAGUCAACCGAUAUAUGACUAUGAGUUCUCCAUGUCCGGGAAUCAUCCAUACCAUAAAACUUGCUACAAGGAGCAGUUUCACCCAAAAUGUGAUGUCUGCAAGCAAUUUAUUCCUACAAAUAUGAAUGGCCUUAUUGAAUAUAGGGCACAUCCUUUCUGGCUACAAAAAUACUGUCCUUCACAUGAAGUUGAUGGCACUCCGAGAUGUUGUAGUUGUGAAAGAAUGGAGCCAAGGGAAUCAAGAUAUGUAUUACUGGAUGAUGGUCGUAAGCUCUGCCUGGAGUGCCUUGAUUCUGCAGUGAUGGAUACAAACGAGUGUCAGCCUUUGUAUCUUGAAAUUCAGGAAUUUUACGAAGGACUGAAUAUGAAAGUGGAACAGCAGGUUCCUCUGCUUCUGGUAGAGAGACAAGCUUUGAAUGAAGCCAUGGAAGGAGAGAAGGCUGGUCACCACCAUCUUCCAGAAACAAGAGGACUGUGCUUAUCAGAAGAACAGACUGUUAGCACGAUACUGAGGAGACCAAGAAUGGCUGGAAACAAAAUUAUGGGAAUGAUAACAGAGCCAUAUAGGCUGACACGGCGAUGUGAAGUGACUGCAAUUCUCAUUCUGUAUGGUCUCCCAAGAUUGUUGACAGGUUCAAUUUUAGCUCAUGAGAUGAUGCAUGCAUGGUUGCGACUUAAAGGAUACCGGACACUGAGUCCAGACGUAGAAGAGGGCAUUUGCCAAGUUCUUGCUCACCUGUGGAUCGAGUCAGAGAUCAUGGCCGGAUCAGGCAGUGGUGCUGCUUCGUCAUCCUCAGGAUCUUCAUCAUCCAUGUCAUCCAAAAAGGCGGGGCGGUCUCAGUUUGAGCACAAGCUUGGGGAUUUUUUCAAGCAUCAGAUCGAGACAGAUACUUCCAUGGCCUACGGAGAGGGUUUCAGAGCCGGGAACCGGGCCGUUCUUCAGUACGGCCUGAAGCGCACCCUCGAGCAUAUCCGGCUGACAGGGACCUUUCCAUUUUGAAGUGGCAUGGAUUCACAUUUUGCGGAAAAUCUUAUAUUAUAUACGUGAUUUGUCAUCCAGUGUUCCUUUACAGCCAAAGAAACCAAUUGUACAAACAUUCUUUCCAGAAUCCAGAGAUAUAUCUUGGAAGGCAAAAUGGGUAUUAAAUGGUUGAGAUCGAUGGCCAGCCUGACCAAUCAUUUUGUAUUGUGACCAAACUCUGGAACGAAAACAAUGGUAAUUUUUUUUUUACACAUGGCGUGAAUUUCAAUAAAUACCAGUACGAUUUUACAGUAUGUA
Messenger RNA from Sorghum bicolor (sorghum), 2486 nucleotides. Its product is annotated as protein DA1. Bases 669 to 2207 code for a protein of 512 amino acids. The record is from RefSeq and is a predicted model, not a curated record. Gene Ontology annotation, molecular function: ubiquitin binding. The transcript is spliced from 13 exons. NCBI's taxonomy places the organism in Eukaryota, Viridiplantae, Streptophyta, Magnoliopsida, Poales, Poaceae.